Molecule: messenger RNA, 1666 nt
Organism: Mucor mucedo
Lineage: Eukaryota; Fungi; Mucoromycota; Mucoromycetes; Mucorales; Mucoraceae
Exons: 3
Coding region: 368-1666 (432 amino acids)
Source: RefSeq, a predicted model, not a curated record
GGCCCUCACAAGCAAUAAAAUUAUUUUUUUUAAAGAUCCCGAUUUAAAACUUUUUUUUUUUCUUUUUUUUGUGAAAGGUCACAAUUUUGCCAAAUAGAUGAAUAAAAAUUUAAAUGGAUAUAUAUAGACGAUUAGCAAUGACAUCGAAUUUUCUUCAGUGCCAAAAUUUUCGAAAUAUCCCAAUAAAGGAUUAAAAUCCAACGACCCCAGAAUCCUUCUAUUAGAUUAAAAAUCGGCCAAAUUGGGCUACUGAACUCACAAAUGUUUUUGUUUUUAUUGUUGUUUUUUUUGAUAAAAGGUUUUUUUUUGUGAUCCUCUUCAUUUUUCUUCACCAAUUUCAUUAUUCUAUUUUAUCUAAAAAAACAAAAUGCCUUUCCAUAACUACAGCAGCAUUAACUUCGUCAAUGACUACAGCCCUGCCACUCCUGCUGUAAGAGGAAGACCUAGAUUAAACGUACCUGCUCCUGUUCCUGCUGCUGCUCCUUCUCCUUCGACUGAGACUUCUACCAAACCUUCUGUUGGUCCUUCUGUUGGUCCUUCGGUUGGUCCUUCUGUUGGUCCUUCGGUUGGUCCUUCUGUUGGUCCUUCGGUUGGCUCUUCGGUUGGUCCUUCUGUUGUUCCUUCGGUUGGCUCUUCGGUUGGUCCUUCUGCUGUACCAUCUGGAUCUACAAACGAACCCUCUGUUGAAACCACUUUUUCUUCUGGACCUGUUCCUAAUAAUGGAACCGUUCCCACUGCCCAGUCUUCUGUAGCCACUGGAUUCGUUCUUGCAACUGGAUCAAUGCUAUCCGCUUCUUCUGGACCUAGUUCAGCCGGUUCUUCCGAGCCUUCAUCUUCUGCUCCCUCUGCUGAGAAUAAUCCUGUUGAUGAGCCUUCUCCUCAGGUUAACACCAACCUCAAUAGGGAUUCUGGGAGCACACAUGUUUUAAUCGAGUUGUUCCCUGAGUACAUUGUAAAAGUUGGUGUUACUCGUACACCCCAAGCAAAGUUAAAUCUGACGAAAGGAACAGAGGAUGCUUUCAAUGCCUAUGGCGCCAUCAACGAUAGAAGAGACAUUUCAGCCAUGAAAACCAGACGAGAUGCUGCCAACGCUACUGGAAGUGCUCCUCUUCCUUAUUGGGAAUUUCACGAUUUGAUGGAGCAGUACCAUUCAGGAGAAACUGUGGAUAGCCGAGUUACGUUUCUUGCUGGAAGACGAGGUCGUGCCGGUGUUAAUGAUGAUGAUGAUCAAGAAGAAGAAGGUAGAAGACCUACCCAACGUCCUCGUUAUGUCAAUGCCUCGACAUGGUUCAUGGCUGGUCAUUUGGAGGCUUUGGAAGACCAAAACCGAAACGAAAUAGCACGAUACCGUGAAAUCGCCAACGAGCAUAGGGCUGUCAAUGUAGCACAUAUGGACCGUAUGUAUGCCCAUACUAUUGAUAGAGAUGUCUUUGACCGAGAUAUCUUGCGUGAGACAAUGGUUUUGAGACGUCAAAAUUCUGGAUGGCAAAGAGAUGCAAGCUUGGCCAUAAACCGAAUGGUCGAUUUGUUUGCUUCUUCUCUCCCUCGUCCCGCGCCUUCUCCAAUGCCUGCUCCUUCGCCCACUUUUACCCCUUCUCCCACGUCUGCUUCUUCUCCCCCUCCCCCUCCCCCUCCUGCCGCUGAUCCUUCAGUUGAUAACAAUUAA